UAUUUCUAAGGUUGUCUUAGAAAGUAGGUUAUGUUAUGCCUUUCGGUGGUGUUAUAUUAAUUGUAUUGUUUGUGGUUAAUUUUUAGUGAUUUAUUGCUCUGUUUUUGAAUAAUUGAGUGAUAUAGGUUCCUUUUCUCAAUGUAAUGCUGUAAAUAGUGCAUGUUCUGUUGAAAGAUAAAUUUUAUUUCGGUCUUAUUCUAACAUUUAUAGUCAUAACCCUGCACAAAUAGACUUACAUAAUUUUUUUAAAUAGUUAAGUUUGCCUCUCCACUAUGUCAGACUACGAUAGUGAUCAAGGUAGUGAAGCUGGUAGCUAUGCAGGUAGUGAAGCUGGUGGAAGUGGUGCUGGAAGUGUUGCUGGUAGUGGUGCUGGAAGUGUUGCUGGUAGUGGUGCUGAAAGUGAUGCAGGAAGUGGAGGAAGAGCUAGUGAUAAUGAAAGUGACAAUGAGUCAAGAGGAAGAAAUCGGAGCCGUUCCCGGAGUGGAUCUCGAAGUGGUAGUGGAAGCCGAAGCGGUAGUGCUUCAGAAGCUGAAGAGGAUAAUAGAGCUGAAAAAUCUGGAAGUGAGGGAGAAGAAGAACCUGAAGGAGAAGAUUUAAACUCUGAUGUGGAAGAAGAUGAUGAAGACGAAUAUGAUGAAGAAGAAGAUGAAGAUGACGAAGGUCCUAAAAGCAAAAAAAAGAAGAAGAAGCAUGAUAGAUUUGGUGGUUUUAUCAUUGAUGAAGCUGAAGUUGAUGAUGAAGUGGAAGAAGAUGAUGAGUGGGAAGAUGGUGCUCAGGAAAUUGGCAUUGUCGGAAAUGAGAUGGAAGAGUUGGGACCAACAGCUCGAGAAAUUGAAGGAAGAAGAAGAGGAACUACUCUUUGGGAUUCUCAGAAGGAAGAUGAAAUUGAAGAAUAUCUAAGAAAAAAGUAUGCUGACGAGUCUAUUGCUGCCCGACAUUUUGGUGAUGGAGGUGAAGAUAUGUCUGAUGAAAUUACUCAGCAUACUCUGUUACCUAGUGUCAAGGAUCCUAAUAUAUGGAUGGUAAAAUGUCGCAUCGGAGAAGAGAAAUCUACUGCUCUUUUACUCAUGAGGAAAUUUAUUUCAUUUCAAAGUACUGACACUCCUUUGCAAAUAAAAUCAGUUGUAGCUCCAGACAGUGUGAAGGGAUAUGUUUAUAUUGAAGCCUUUAAACAGGCCCAUGUUCUUCAGGCUAUCCAAAAUGUUGGAACACUUCGAGUAGGAUGGUGGAAACAGCAGUUGGUGCCUAUAAAAGAAAUGACAGAUGUGCUAAGAGUGGUGAAAGUACAAACUGGUUUACGUCCCAAACAAUGGGUCCGCUUACGACGAGGCCUUUAUAAGGACGAUAUCGCCCAGGUUGAUUAUGUCGACUUAGCUCAAAAUCAAGUCCAUCUAAAGCUGCUACCACGUAUAGAUUAUACUAGGCCAAGAGGAGCACUUAGAGCAAGCCAGGACAUAGAAGCUCUGAAAAGAAAAAAGAAGAGGAAGCCACCUGCCAAGCCUUUUGAUCAGGGUGCAAUACGAGAGAUUGGUGGAGAGGUAACAUCAGAUGGUGAUUUCCUUAUUUUUGAAGGAAAUAGGUAUAGCAGAAAAGGAUUUCUUUACAAGAACUUCACGAUGAGUGCUAUCAUUGCAGAUGGUGUAAAACCAUCACUUUCUGAACUUGAAAAAUUUGAAGAAACUCCUGAAGUUGUUGAUUUUGAAAUUUCUGCUAAUAAGGAGACUGGUCCAGGUCACACCUUUUCAGCUGGAGACAAUGUAGAAGUUUGCCUUGGUGAAUUGAUGAAUCUUCAGGGAAAAGUUCUUUCCAUCAACGGAAAUCUUAUUACUGUUAUGCCAAAGCAUGAAGAGUUGAAAGAACCUUUGGAAUUUCAAGCUCAGGAAUUGCAAAAAUAUUUCCGGCUUGGAGACCAUGUCAAAGUUUUAUCUGGACGUUAUGAAGGAGAUACCGGACUCAUUGUCCGAGUUGAAGAAAAUAGAGUAGUGUUGUUUUCCGAUUUAACUAUGCACGAGUUGGAGGUAUUGCCUAGAGACUUGCAACUUUGUUCAGAUAUGGCUACUGGAGUUGAUUCUCUUGGGCAGUUCCAGUGGGGAGACCUUGUUCAGUUAGACCCUCAGAAUGUUGGAGUGAUCGUUCGUUUGGAGCGUGAAUAUUUUCAUGUUCUUAGCAUGCAAGGUAAAGUAGUUGUUACUAAACCACAAGCACUUCAUAAGAAAAAAGAGUUCCGAAAUGCAGUAUCGUUGGAUUCUGAGAACAACACAAUUCAGAAAAAAGAUGUUGUAAAGGUUAUUGAUGGGAUACAUUCUGGUCGUAAAGGAGAAGUAAAACAUCUCUACAGGAACUUUGUCUUCCUCUUUUCUCAUGUUUAUUUAGAACAUGGAGGUAUAUUUGUUUGCAAAACCAGGCAUGUUGUUUUAGCUGGAGGAAAUAGACAAACUCCAGCUACAGGUCCUGUCAAUGGAGGAUAUCUAACGUCACCUAGAAUUUCCUCUCCAAUGCAUCCACAGGGUGGUGGUGGAAGAGGAGGGCGUGGUGGUGGUAGAGGUGGAAUGAGGAGAGAUAGGGAUCUUAUUGGUCAAACUAUUAAAAUUACUAGUGGACCUUAUAAAGGAAAUGUUGGUAUUGUCAAAGAUGCUACUGAAUGUACUGCUAGGGUCGAAUUACAUUCAUCCUGUCAAACAAUUUCUGUUGAUACUGGUCAUAUUGCUUCAGCUGGUGACAGGCAUAGGGAUGGAUCUUUUACCACUUACAGCAGGACUCCUAUGCACUCUGGAUCCCAAACUCCACUAUAUGCAGGAUCGAAGACACCUCAGUACGAUUCUUCAGCCGGAGGCAGGACACCGAGCUUUGGUGGUGCAACACCAAGCUUUGGCGGUGCAACACCAUUACAUUCUAGUGAUGAAAGGGGAUCUAGUGCUUGGGAACCAUCUGCGACUCCUGGUAGAACAGAAGAAUUUGAAGAUUAUAGUAAAUCUGGACCCUAUACACCAGCUAAUAUGUAUGGAUCUGAUAGAUCCUCUUACUCACCAUUCCCUUCAACGCCUUCACCGACUGGUUAUAACAGUGGAAGUUCCGGUUAUGCUGCUUCAGCAUCCCCUGGUAGUGGUAUAGGACCUUUUGGAACACCUUCUCCUACAUCAUACAGUCCACGCACUCCAGGAAGCAGUGCUUCUCCAUAUCAAUCUAGUUCAGAUUCAUCUGACGGUGAUUGGGUAACAACUGGUAUUGAAGUGCGCAUAAAAGAGUCUCAUGAUGAUGAUGGCUUAUCUGGACAGACUGGAACUGUAAAAACAGUUUCUGGAGGAAUGUGUACACUUUUCUUGUUAGCGGAAGAUAGGACUGUUACUAUUACAAGUGACAGAUUGGCACCAGUUAAACCACAACAAAACGAUACAGUAAAGGUGAUCAAAGGAAAGAAAGACAAGGAUCAGACUGGCAGGCUGGUAUCAAUUGACCACGUUGAGGGUGUUGUUAGUUUCAGUAAUGGAGAAUUGGAUAUGUUUCCAAUGGAUUUCCUUUGUAAAAUGUCUGCUGGAAGCCAAUAG
This is a messenger RNA of Nezara viridula (southern green stink bug), 3545 nucleotides long. NCBI's taxonomy places the organism in Eukaryota, Metazoa, Arthropoda, Insecta, Hemiptera, Pentatomidae. The record is from the annotation of a GenBank genome assembly.